Molecule: messenger RNA, 1932 nt
Organism: Eimeria maxima
Lineage: Eukaryota; Apicomplexa; Conoidasida; Eucoccidiorida; Eimeriidae
Exons: 3
Coding region: 1-1932 (643 amino acids)
Source: RefSeq, a predicted model, not a curated record
AUGGAGAACCUCCCUGCUGCAGGGUUUGCUGCUGAUGUUAAGGGAGACGGCAAAGAAGUUGCUGUCUGCAGCAGCAGCAGCAACGGCAACAGCAGCAGCAGCAGCAACAACAACGAGAAGGGCAACAACAGUAGCAGCAGCAACGGGAAUGGCAGCAGCAACAGCAACAACAACAACAGCAGCAGCAGCAGCAGCAGCUGCUACGCCAUAAGCAACACGAUACACAACUGUAUAAGCAUUAACAGCAGCAGCAAGAACAGCAUAAGCAGCAACAGCAGCAGCAACAGCAACAACAGCAUUAACAGUAUUAACAGCAGCAACAGCAACAGCAACAGCAGCAGCAAUUCAGCUGCGGAUACACCAGAAGAGGAGAUGAUUAAUACACAAGAUAUAUAUAGGGACGAUCCCCGCAUACUAGAAGCAGCAGAGGAGUAUCUGCAGCUGCAGCAGCAACAGCAGCAGCAGCAGCAGCAGCAACAGCAACAGCAACAGCGACAGAGGGAACUGUUGCUGCAGCUGGAGACGCACAGGAGACAGCAGCAGCAGCUGUUCAUGCAGCUGGAGGCACGACAGCAGCAGCUGCUGCAGCAGCUAGAGACGCGGCACCAGGAGCUGCUGCUGCAGCUAGAGACGCAACAGCAGCAGCAGCAGCAGCAACGGCAACAGCAGCAGCAGCAGCAUUUGCUGCAGCAGCACGAGACACCUCUACAGAAUUUGGAGAUCCAGCAGCAGCCGAUACGUACACUGCAGCAGCAGCAGCAGCAGCAGCAAUUGCAUCAGUUGCUUCUGCGUCAGCAGCAGCUGCUGCAGGUUCAGCUACACGAGCAGCAGCUGCAAUUACAGCAGCAGCUGCAGCAACAGCAGCAGCAACUACAGCAGCACCUUCAGCAGCAACUACAGCAUCAACUGCAGCAGCAACUGCAGCAUCGUCUGCAGCAGCAAGCAUUAGAGGCUCGAUUACAAACCCCAUUAUUCCCUGCUGCUGCUGCUGCUGCUGCUGCUGUGCAUCCUUCUUGCUGCACCUGCAGCAACACCAGCAGCAGCAACACACCUGCUGUUCGUGCUGCUGCAGCAAAUAAUGGUGGUGAAUCAAGAGGUGCAGCAGCAGCAGCAGCAGUAGUUGCAGCAGCAGUAGCAGCAGCAGCAGCAGCAGCAUCUUCUUACGAUCGUGGGGAUUCAGCAACUAUAAUAGAAGACACUACAAUGAACAGCAACAGCAGCAGCAGCAGCAACAGCAGCAGCAGCAGCAGCAAUAAUAAUAAUAAUAAUAUGUUGUUGCUGCAACAACGACCUGCAUAUACACCUGAGACGGAUACAGACACAGACACAGGAACAGAUUUGGAUACACAGCAGCAGCAGCAGCAGCAGCAACUGCAGCAACUGGAGUUGCUGCAGCAACAAGUACAGCAUUACCAUGAUGAGCAACCCCACCAUAAGGAUAAUAUAUACCACCAUAUUAUAACCAUUAGAAAGAAAGAGAAUAAAGAGGAGAAUAAGAAUAUAUAUAAAGAAAUAGAAGAAGAAGAAGAAAAAAAAGAGAAAAAACAAAAAAAAAAAUAUUAUAUAGAAAAUAUAGAUCUAAUUAGUCGUCGCUCCUUCGAAAAAUUAGUUACUAAACAAUUUAAUUUAAAUAAAAAAUUAAAUUUUUCUUCAAUUAAACUUUCUGUAUCUUUUAAUGGUUAUCUUCUUGAGGAUAAUACAGGGGAAUUACAAUUACAUAGAUUACCUUUCUUUCAUGGUUACGUAACAGUAUCUCCUGUAUGUGCAGCAGCAGCAGCAGCAGCAAAUGGUGUGAAACCAAGUAUAAGCAGCAACAGUAGCAAUAUGAGCACGAGCAGCAGCAGCAACAGCAGCAGCAGCAACAACAACAACAACAACAACAACAACAGCAAUAAUUAUAUCCGUGGUGUUGGAGGGGGAGGAGGAGGAUGA